CAACAAUAUUCUAUAUAGUCUCAUGCGACACAGUAGGUUCAUUUGCCAAUAUCGCGACGUGAGAAACAACCUCUAUUCAUCAAAAGUUCUCCUUUCGACAAUCUCAUGACUAUGGCUUCUCUAGCAGAACACUACCCAUGGGUAUCAUCACCUGUCAUAGUCUCAGCACCCAUGAGCGGAUUUUCUGGUCCUGCUCUAGCUCAUUCGGUUUAUGCAGCUGGCGGUAUAGGGUUCCUCGGUGGUCUCCCGGACAUCAACGCCCUUCGGACAGCUCUCGAAGACGCCACCGAGUUAGUGACAGGUAGCAGAAUUCCUACUCCGGACACAACUCUUCCUAUUGGUCUAGGUGCUCUUUUGUUCGCACAGAAGCUUGACGAGGUCGUUGCUUUGGUCGAAGAGUUCCGGCCAAUUGCGGUAUGGUUGUUUGCAGCGCAUGGACCGGAAGACUUUGGUCGUUGGAGUGAAGCGAUACGGAAAGCGAGCAGCAAAACAAAGAUCUGGAUUCAGAUAGGCAGCGUUGCGGCUGCUUUGAACUCGGUCGAGUCUUGUAAGCCGGACGUGCUUGUGCUACAAGGAGCUGAUGCUGGUGGCCAUGGUGGUGAGAAGGGAGCCGGUAUCAUCUCGCUUGUUCCCGAAACCUUGUACGCUCUGGAAAGGGCUGGAGUGAUAGGCGUGUCCAUCGUCGCUACAGGUGGUAUCGCAAACGGUGCUGGUGUUGCGGCUGCGUUGACACUGGGUGCCGGUGGCGUGGCGAUGGGAACCAGAUUUCUGGCCGCGGAGGAAACAAAAGUGCACCCUGCAUACCAAACCGCCAUCCUCGAAACAGAAGAUGGAGGACAGACCACAGUCCGCGCAAAAGUAUUUGACGAGCUGGCAGGCCCGAAUAUUUGGCCUCGAGACUUUGAUGGCAGGGCUCUCAUUGCUGAUAGCUAUCGCGAUCAUGUCAAAGGCGUCUCCAUCGAUGACAUUCGUAAGUCACACGCCGAGGCAAAGCAAACUUCUCAUCUUGGCUUUGGAGAUGGCAAUAGGAGAGCUGCAAUUUGGGCGGGCACCGGAGUUGGUCUUGUCCGUGAUAAAGCAUCUGCCGGACAGAUCAUUGCAGAGGUUCGCAGGGAAGCGAAAAUUGCGUUGAACAGCGCAUUGAAGCAUGUCCAAUAGACCGAAUAGAUUCGCAAGUCACAUAGUAUGAAACAUCAUUCGUCUGACAACAAAUAAGCUGGGUCAUUCAAGAGAAACAACUAUAGAAAGAAAUGAGUAUCGAGGAG
Messenger RNA from Aureobasidium subglaciale EXF-2481, 1265 nucleotides. RefSeq lists its product as uncharacterized. Bases 112 to 1158 code for a protein of 348 amino acids. The record is from RefSeq and is a predicted model, not a curated record. The transcript has a single exon. Lineage: Eukaryota; Fungi; Ascomycota; Dothideomycetes; Dothideales; Saccotheciaceae. Gene Ontology annotation, molecular function: nitronate monooxygenase activity.